AUGGAUUACGAGGAAGAAAUUGAUCCUUAUAACAUUACUUCUUUAAUGACUAUAUCGCAAUAUCGAGUUCAUCAAGGCCGUUUUCCCACUGAAGCUACGGAAGAACUUGAUACACAUAUGGAAGAAAUUUCGGAGGAGUUAGCUGAAGAUUCAGCAACUGGUAGAAAAUAUCAGGUUUACUCUGACAAACAGAAAGUAGUUUUCUACUAUUUUAACAGAAUCAAGCUGUGGAAAGCUGUUGCUUCUGGUCGAAAUGCUCAAGUUGAAGCCCGUACUGCUCGAAAAAAGCCAUCGCAACCCCAAGAGGAGCACAAGCAUCACUUAAUUCAGUUUUUCGACGAGCAUCCUCAAGCGACCAGACGGGAUUCAGUGGAAAGUUUGACAAGACAGUUUGAGAAUUUUAGCUUGAAAGAAACUUCUGCUGGAAACUCUAUUUUCUAUGAGUGUAAUUUGACUGUUAAAAGGACUACUUUGCACCAUGUAGCAAGAAAUAACGCCGAAAAUAUAGAAAAGCGCUACGUUUGGGCUAAGAAAUGGGCGGAAAGUUCAGAUAUGAACUAUCUUAAAAGCUGCGUCUCCGUUGAUGAAGCUGGUUUUAAUAUUAACAUGAGAAGCCCUAAUGCUCGUUCAGUCAAGGGUACACCAACAAUAGUCGAAACACCAGCUACUCGUGCCAUUGCACACACUAUUUUAGGAGCUAUCACAACUCAAGAUAAGCCUGUAGUAAAGCCUUCAAGAAAGGGUAAUGUCACAGAGGACUAUGCAAGAUUUAUAUCAAAGAUACUCGAUGAGAUGGACAAGUUUCCUGAAAUGAGAAAUUUCUACAUUGUUAUGGAUAAUGCGCCGAUUCAUACCUCGGAUAAUAUUACAGGUUUAAUCGAAAAAAAAGAGGAUAUAGAGCUUUAUACCCCCUCCCCCAAUUCCACUAUUUGA
Molecule: messenger RNA, 933 nt
Organism: Phycomyces blakesleeanus NRRL 1555(-)
Lineage: Eukaryota; Fungi; Mucoromycota; Mucoromycetes; Mucorales; Phycomycetaceae
Exons: 3
Coding region: 1-933 (310 amino acids)
Molecular function (GO): nucleic acid binding
Source: RefSeq, a predicted model, not a curated record